CCUUCUGGGUAAUAUCUGGUUUGUGUUUUUGCCUUCUGUAAAGAGUGCACAGAUGGCCGCCUUUCCCAUGGACAUAUGAGCUUGAAAAUACUAUGUAUGUAGUGUAAAUUUAAGUCAUACGUGACUAUGCGCUCUUAUCUCUCUUGUGGUAUGAGUAAGAAGUGCCUCAAACCGGGGACUUAAUUGUUUAUGGCUCCUGAUAUAAUGUGCAGUUGAAUUAGGCUACGAUGCUAAUUUAGCUUUCAAAACGGAAAUAAUUAAUAGUUGCACUUCAACUAAAACUGUUAUCGCACAGUUUAAUAAACCAUUUUGUAGGAUGAAUUGUCCACGUCUUUAAUGUUGUAAUGCACAAUAUCAAGAAUGUGUAUUCGCUCUCUGGCUUGUUAAACCAGGAAUAGGCUAUCCUUUGUUUUCAAUCGUAACGCUAUAUUGAUUGGUUGAAAGGGAAGCGGGGCAGUGAAACAAAAUGGAUGAAAGUGCCGAAAAUGUUGACAACGACGACAUUGUCAUUAUUGUGGAAAACGAGGCGGAAAGUUUGCCGGCCGAGGAAGAGCGGCUGAAGCCGCAAGGCGCCUUCGGGCUCAUGGACACCUGUCCCAUCUGCAAGUUGAGCUUCCACAACAGAGAGCCCAAACUGCUGCCGUGUCUUCACUCCUUCUGCAAGAGGUGUCUCCCGGCCCCCUUCAGGAGCGCAGACCCGAGGCGCGACUCACAAGGUCAAGUCGACACCAAAUCACUGGGUGCCGUUCGAUGUCCGGUAUGCAGACAGGAAUGCUGGGAGAUGGACAUGUUGGAUAAUUUCUUCGUCAAGGACUCUGCUGAGGUGCCGAGCAGCACCGUGGAGAAGUCCAGCCAGUUGUGUAUCAGCUGCGACGACAACACAGAGGCGACCGGUUACUGUGUGGAGUGCGUGGAGUUUCUGUGUGUGACGUGUAUUGAGGCGCACCAAAGGGUCAAGUUCACCAGGGAUCACACCAUACGCCAGAAGGAGGAGAUGUCUCCAGAAGCAGUAGGUAUGUCCACACAGAAGCCUGUGUUUUGUGACAUCCACAAGCAGGAGCCACUGAAGCUGUUUUGUGAGACGUGUGACCGGCUCACAUGUCGGGACUGUCAGCUGCUUAAGCACAAGGAUCACAACUACCAGUUUUUGGAUGAUGCAUACAGGAACCACAAGCAGCAUCUGGAGAACAUGACGCAGCAGUUGCAAGAGAAAAGAAAGGCCAUCGAGGACGUGUCCAGCUGUAUCAGCACCGGACUCCAUCACGUGGAGGAAAACCGGAUGUCUGUCACCAAUGAAAUAAAGAAGUCCAUCUGUAGCUUGAUCAUGGAGAUCAACAGGAAGGGAAAGAUUCUGGUUAACCAGCUUGAGGCUCUGACUAAAGACCACGAGCUGGGUUUGAAAAAGCAGCAAGAGGACGUCAACGCUCUGAGCAGGCACCUAGACCACGUCAUCAGCUUUACUAAAUGGGCCACAGCCAGCCAUAGCGGGACAGCCCUGCUGUACUGCAAGAGACUGAUCCUUUUCCAGAUCCAUUACCUGAUGAGAGCGAGCUGUAAUCCCUCCAUCGUCCCUCAGAGUACUGUUCGCUUUCAGUGCCGCUCUGGUUUCUGGGCCACGAACGUAGACCUUGGUGCUUUGGUGGUAGAAAGGGCCCAGAGCCGGCCACCCAUCACCAACCAGGCCCCAGGUCCCAGAGCAGAAGCGCCCACUGGAGGUCUUUCCGUCUCGGCUCAGCAGAGACAGAGCACGUUGGCUCAGCUCCAGAUGCAUGUGGAUAAGCUUGCCCAGCAGCCCACCAACAGACAGCCCCCCCCUAACCACUGGUCCUGGUACCAAAAUGUCAGGGUCCCAGGACACCCCGGCCCUCCACCCCCAACCAGACCCGCCCACGGAGGGUCCCCGUCCUCCCAAGGCCCUCCAAGCUUGGGACAACCGGGGCGCAGAUACGGAAGCUCCUACCCCAACCCUAGAAGCCCCACUUCAUCCAUGCUCCACAACCCAGGAUUCCCAGCUGCUCAGUCUCUGAGAGAUCUGAUCCAUAGCUCCAGCUUCCCCCCUAAACCCAUGGAUGUGUUGCAGGGUACGUCCCGCUACCCGCAGCCCCUCUCUGCUGGAGCAGCAACACAGAUGUCACUACAACAGCGGGGCCUAACGGAGUCCUCCUUCCUGAAGAGGAGUGAGUCUGGUGGAUCUGUCCCCUCCAUCACCAUCUCUAUUCCCAAACCCAGCUUUGGUCCGAGUCUAGCUGCAGCAAUUGCAGAAAAAACCAACGCGUUUAAUCACACAGCAGUUCAAGCACGGCAGAACUCCCCAAUGGCCAAACCGUCUUCCUCAGACAGAGGCACAGGGACGACUUCCUGGAGGCAGAGCUCUGAGCCUCCAUCGGCCCCAUCUGCCCCCUCAGCCAAGCGACGACGGAGGUUGUCCCCGGGGCCCAUCAUCGUCAUCAAGGACGAACCAGAGGACGAGGAUGACGUUCGAUUUGUGCAGUCCAGCGUCGGCUCCAGCCUGCCGGACAGCAGCACCGGGGCUCAGUCCAAGCCUCGGCAGCAGCUAAAGGUACCUGCACCAGUCCCGGAGGCCGGAGCGGAGUCCAGCAGAGAGGUCAAAGAGCAGCAUCCGCAGCCCACAGCGCAGCCCGAGUCCGAAAAGAGAGCGGAGCCGGAGGAGGACCCUAACGAGGACUGGUGCGCCGUCUGUCAGAACGGGGGGGAGCUGCUCUGUUGCGACAAGUGUCCCAAAGUCUUUCAUCUGGCCUGCCACAUUCCCGCUCUGAAUGAGUCCCCCAGUGGGGAGUGGUUCUGUUCGCUCUGCCGGGACCUCGACUCUCCUGAGAUGGAGUACGACUGUGACAGCAAGGAUGACCCUGUCUCUGAGUGCUUCCCACCUAUUGGAAGAAGGAGGUGUGAGAGGCUGCUCCUACGUCUGUUCUGCAAUGACUUCAGCACAGACUUCCAGCAGGCUGCUUCUCCAUCAGAGACAAAGCGGUACAAAGAGCUGAUCAAGACCCCGAUGGAUUUGUCGAUUGUCAAGAAGAAACUGGAGUCGAAGUCGCAGGAGGGAGACGGUUAUAACGGUCCGGAGGGGUUCGUCACAGAUGUCCGGCUCAUAUUUUUCAACUGUGCAAAGUACUACAAGGCGACCUCCGAAGUGGGGAGCGCAGGCUUGUACCUGGAGGACUACUUUGAGGAGCAGUUGAAACUGGUCUACCCAGAUACGCUGUUCCCCGGAGGGAGGGAAGAACAGAUGAUCCCUCCCCUGGAGGAGGAGAUAGACGAAGAGGAAGAGAUGGCGGCGGAGGAAACGGCUCCCGUUGAAGACGACAAACCACGAAGUCCCGCGGGAAACGGGAUCCCGCCUGUGGAGGACGACUUGCCGCCUCUGGAGGACGGCUUGCCGCCUGUGGAGGACGACUUGCCGCCUCUGGAGGACGGCUUGCCGCCUGUGGAGGACGACUUGCCGCCUCUGGAGGACGGCUUGCCGCCUCUGGAGGACGGCUUGCCGCCUCUGGAAGAAGCAGCGGCCCCUGCGGAGGAAGAAAGGUCCGAAACAGAGGAGAAGGCGGUCGACGCGAGUGAAGAGGGGGCGGACGACAAGGUAGCAGCCGCUGAGGGGGACACGCCUCCCACAGACGAGGCGGAGCAGGACGAGGAGAGUCCUGCGAAGGAAGCGGAAAGCUCUCCAGCUGCUGAUGGUGAAACAAAAGAAUCGGAGCCUCCCAAAUCCCCAAAGGAGGAGAGCCCUGAGCUCCCCACAGACACGGCUGUGGAUCCGCCCGAAACCCAGGAGGAGUCGGCUCCUGCAGACUCAGCUAAAGAGGAGGAGGAGGAGGGAUAGAUCACGGCAGAGAGAGAUGCUGUUGACAAGAUAGAUGAUUUCAGUCUUCCGCAGAAGUGGCCCCAGUGGGGACCGACAUUUGCUGCAAUCAGACAUUUCGCAAUCGCAAUUCUUUUGUAAUAUGUUACAUUUGCAAUAGGAAAAAAGGUACUGCUAUGCUAAAUGGACUUAUUUAGUAGCAGUCAUGCAGUAGAGGCACAAUGAAGGGAGUAAAUGAGCUUUUUUCGCUGGACAGAGGUUACAAUUUUACUGUAACAUAGGUUGUUAUUUUCUGUAAUGACAAAACUGAAAAGCAUACAAAAAUGGUUUUCUUAGUCAUGAGAUCAUUUGUAAGUCAACAUCAUCAAAUUGGGAAAGGAUUUUGGAUUAGUCACGCAUGCAAGACGUCUACGUCUCGAUGUAAAUAGCAAUGCCUCCAUUUUAGUGUUUAUAGACCUUGGCUGUCUUGCACUAGCCAUUGGGCUCAUUAAUAAAUGACGUUUUAUUGCGUUUUAUUAUAUAUUUUUUAUUUUGUUAGUAUUGUAUUAAAGGAUGUAAAAGUGGGAUUUUUUUUUUUUUAAGUGUGCUGCUUGGUUGUUUUAGAACAAAAUGUUUAAUCUCAACAAUGUUUUAUGGUGAAGCAGACUUGUUUGUUUUUUAUCAGGAGAACAAUUCUUCAGACUUUACUGCACUCUUAGAUAAUUCAGAGACAUGAUUAUAACCUUCUAAUCAUCAGUGUGUGUUCUCCAAAUUGUGUCCUUGCUCUUCUGCAGCAUGAUUUCUUUUACAUAAGAUUAGGCCUACGCCUUGUUGUUUAGCUGGUUUCCCUCACUGAAAGCAAUGAAAGUGUGCAAUUAGACCCACAGAACUAAAAAAGGUUCAGUUACCUCAACCUUUCUGGAACUUACAUGACGUCAAACUGACACUUCAACUUCAGUAUCGAUAACUUUGUCUAAUAUUGACACUUUUAUUAUUUAUUGAGGAUACACAGGAGCUGUAAAGAACUCUACAAACAAUGUUAUUACCUGCAUUUACAAUAUUUGUAAUAAACAGGGUGAAAUAAAGAUCUUACUUGUU
This is a messenger RNA of Anarrhichthys ocellatus (wolf-eel), 4894 nucleotides long. It is a transcript of the gene trim24, whose product is annotated as tripartite motif containing 24. The coding region runs from base 467 to 3838 and encodes 1123 amino acids. Lineage: Eukaryota; Metazoa; Chordata; Actinopteri; Perciformes; Anarhichadidae. The transcript is spliced from 19 exons. The record is from RefSeq and is a predicted model, not a curated record. Gene Ontology annotation, molecular function: protein binding; zinc ion binding. Gene Ontology annotation, cellular component: chromatin.